Messenger RNA from Panthera uncia (snow leopard), 5259 nucleotides. RefSeq names its product threonine synthase like 1 (gene THNSL1). Gene Ontology annotation, cellular component: cytoplasm. The record is from RefSeq and is a predicted model, not a curated record. Bases 2958 to 5189 code for a protein of 743 amino acids. Lineage: Eukaryota; Metazoa; Chordata; Mammalia; Carnivora; Felidae. The transcript is spliced from 3 exons.
CCAGUUAAUCAGGUUUUUAUCUUUAUCCCGUGUGUUUAACAUUUUAUUUCAGAUGGGUGACACGUUGGAAAUGAUGCUCCUGUUCACAUCAGAUUUUCUACUUUUUAAAACUUUUUUUUCUGUGUGUAUAUACCACUUUGUCCUUUUCCUUUCCCCUUUAUGUUUUUUUGGGGGGUGGGGGUUCUUUUUGCUUAGCAUGUAUAAAGAGAAAAAAUCUUUUUCUAAAGAAUACAUACUAAACUUUGAACUAAGGACUCCUAACGAUAACACCAUUAGCCAAUGGAUGGUCAUUGGCCUAAAGCUUAUAAAUAUUCUAAUGAAGAAACACUUUGGGAUGUUUUAUAUUAUUCAGUUCCUAAAAGAGCCAGUAAGUGUAAAGCCUGUUACCUCCAGUUAGUACCAACCGACCUUAGCUACAGUCCUGACUCUUUGGUGUUACCAAAUACAGUAAUUUCACAGAAGACAAUGUAUUUAUUGUGGUUUUAAAAAUACCAAACAAUUUGAUCUCACUAUAGUAUAUUUAGUUUACAGUCUUGAUGAAAUUGUUAAAUCAUUUAGAAAGGAACUUUUUUCCCUUAGAUCCUUGGUCUAUAAUUCUGCUUGCCUUUUGAAAACAUAUUUACAAAGAAUAUAUUUCUGUUUUUUAUAAUUCCCUCAAAAUAGCAAUACUGUUAAAGAAAAUAUCUGUGUCCAGUAUGCCCGCCAAGAAUUAGUACUGAUAUAUUGUCAGAGGUCAUGAACCUUUUCCAUAAUGGGCUACGUAAUAUUUUAGGCCUUUGCAUGCUGAAUGGUUUUGGUCAAAACUGCUCAACUCCACUGUUGUAGCUCAAAAACAGCCAAAGACAAUACUAAACAGGUGAACAAAUAAAUAAGCAAAGUUGUAUUCCCAUAAAACUUAAUUUACAAAAAACUUAAUUUACAAAAAAACUUAAUUUACAAAAAAAAAAACAAAUAAAUAAGUAAAGUUGUGUUCCCAUAAAACUUAAUUUACAAAAAACUUAAUUAUCCAGGUUUUGCACAGAUUUGGCCUGUGGGUUAUGGUUUGCACAGACCCCUGCUAUAAAUGCUUGUACAUACAAAUUUGAGUUUUUUUGCUAAAGAUUAAUCUAACUUACUUAGAUGAAUAAAAUGGGCAUAGGUGGGAAUAUAAAUAAGACAAGGAGGAGGAAAAUAAACCCUGUGUAAGAGAUAUUCUUUGUAAUACUUCUAAGUUACAGAGUUUAAAAGGAUACUUAGGAAGUCUUGAAUUAAAUACUCAAGACCAUUAAGAGGAUAUCCAACAGCAAAAGAGUAGCCACAGGAAAGACUUAAUCAGCUUUGAUACUAAAUAGGGGCAAGGAUGAGGGUUGAACUUGUAAAUUCCACUUUUGAUUAUAAGAGCCCUGUGAUUACAACAGGGCACCGGAGUGUAUGUUCCUUCCACCCUUUCCACCUUGCUAUUUCUAGGUAAGUUAGGAGCUGACUGACACAAAGACUUGAUAUGAGAAGAUUUUUGCUCAGUGUUCCAGAGCGGAAUUUUACCACCUGUGAUUAGUUUAUGUCUCAGUAUAUUUGCAUUUUUUAAAUUAUGUAUUGGGAAACGAUUUAUUGCUGUAAAAAUGCAGUCAUUUUUAAGAAUUUUAAAAAAUCAGGAUGUCUUACUUCUUAAGACAAUGGACUGGAUUAGUCAUUCUUCUGAGAAAUUUAGAUUGCAUUAAUAUAGGGUGACAAGCAUACUCAAGACAUGAAUAUUUUCAGAAGUUUAUUGAACUAUAGCCAGUUCUCAUCAUAAAAUAAUUUUUAAAGUGCUGUGUCUUAUGUUUUAUUUUGGAAUAGUAUGUUUUAAAUGAGUGAGAAAUGCUAAAUCAUCCUGACUAAAUAGGAUUUUGAUGAUUUCCCAGAGGAAUUGGAAACUAGGUAAUUUUAUAAUGGAAUUGAAAAAUUCUUCUCAACCAUUCUGGAAGUAAAAAUUGAUAAUGGGUAUGAUUUUAAUUGAUGAGCAGUCAUCUAGUGUGACCUUAGGAAAACUUCACUGUACAUAGGUUGCUGAAAAUUAAUAUGGUUUUUGGUUUAAAAAAUGUAAGCUUAUUAGCAUUUAUGGGAAAUAAUUUGAAAGUGAUUUAAAAAGUGAUUUCUUUACUUUUUUUCCCUUGAAUUCUUUAUUCAGUUUUGAUCAGCUUGCCACAGUAAAAUUGUUAAAUUUUGCGUCUUGAGAUCAAAGAGUACAUGAAUCAUUAUGUCCAUGUGGACAUUGUGUUUUUGUAUUUUAAAGUUCUUGCUGUGACACUGACACAUUACUGCCUUUUCAUUUGUCUGUUUGAAUGGCAGGUGUCUAUUAUGUCUAGAAAGUAGCCAGUGGAAUUAGUGGAUCAAAAAGCCCCACUCUAAGUGAUUAGUAGGAAAACCUACUUAAAAAGUAUUACUGUAUAAUGUGCUGGUCUUCCAUCCUCUGAGGAGUUAGAGAGUAGGACUAAAAUAUUUUCAUGAGGAACGUGGCUCUGCAAAAAAUACUUCAGGAUAUUGGGAUAGUAAAACCUGAGUACUUUAUAGCCAAGUGACUUGGUCUAAAUACUGCUUUUGUUUUCUGACUCUUGUAGUUGACUUCCAUUUAAUUGGAAAUUGUUUUGUCUGUUGCCUUUGCAGUGUCACAACAUGGCUUUGAGUCAAAAAGGAGGAUGAUAUGCAGUUGAUCCUCACUUUUUGCAGGUUCGACAUUUGUGAAUUCUGCUCGCUAGAAUUUAUUUAUAACCCCAAGACUCCGUUUUUUUUGCUAAGAUUGACUUUGCCUCAGCAUCAACAAACUCUUCAUCUAAGAUUGGUUCCUGUGUGUCAUAUAUUUACAAGUCAGUGGAAAUUACAAGUCAGCACAUACAAGCUGAAAAGCCAAAUAAGGAAAUGUAAUGCUUCUCUUGACAGUUCUAAUUUAACUUGGCUAAAGCCAGUUUUUAGGUUGACUUGGGCAGAAAAGUGAAAAGAGAAUGCUCCACUUUAACCGAUGUCCGCAUCUGAAACAAAUAGCCCAGAAAUGUUUUCCUAGUGUACAUGUUAGAACGGAUAAACAUGUGCAGCUGUUUCUUUCAAGAACCUUUGCACUUGCAGAAUUCAGGAAGUCAUGGCACUCAACCCGCUCUCUUGUUGGAGACAAAAAUAUUAUCCUGAUGGGACCUCCUGGUGCUGGGAAAACAACAGUAGGCAGAAUAAUAGGUCAGAAACUAGGUUGUUGUGUCAUAGAUGUGGAUGAUGAUAUCCUUGAAAAAACCUGGAAUAUGAGUGUGUCUGAAAAAUUACAGGAUGUUGGUAAUGAGCAAUUUUUAGAAGAGGAAGGAAAAGCUGUGUUAAACUUCUCUGCAUCUGGAAGUGUGAUUUCCCUUACUGGGUCCAAUCCAAUGCAUGAUGCUAGCAUGUGGCAUCUGAAGAAAAAUGGGAUAAUUGUAUACCUGGACGUACCUCUAAUAGAUCUAGUCAGUCGUUUAAAAUUCAUGAAAGUAGAUAGGAUUGUAGGUCAGAAUGCUGGCACAUCUAUGAAAGACUUACUUAAAUUUAGAAGACAGUAUUAUAAGAAAUGGUACGAUACCCGUGUUUUUUGUGAAAGUGGGGCUUCCCCAGAGGAGGUAGCUGACAAAGUGCUUAAUGCAGUUAAAAGAUACCAAGAUGUGGACUCAGAAACAUUCAUUUCAACAAGACACAAUUGGCCUAAAGACUGCGAGCAGAAGGUCUCAACAAAAUUCUUUAGUGAAGCAGUGAUUGAGGGGUUAGCUUCUGAUGGUGGACUCUUCGUUCCUGAGAAGGAGUUUCCAAAAUUAAACUGUAGGGAGUGGAAAAGCCUAGUAGGAGCAACCUACAUAGAAAGAGCACAAAUACUAUUGGAAAAGUGUAUACAUCCUGCUGACAUACCUGCUGCCAGAUUGGGAGAAAUGAUUGAAACUGCUUAUGGGGAAAACUUUGCCUGCUCAAAAAUCGCCCCUGUCAGGCACCUUUCAGGCAACCAGUUCAUCCUGGAGCUGUUUCAUGGACCAACAGGAUCAUUUAAAGAUUUGUCUUUACAGCUUCUGCCUCAUCUGUUUGCACACUGUAUUCCACCAAGCUGCAAUUAUAUGAUACUUGUAGCUACGUCAGGAGACACGGGCAGCGCGGUCUUAAAUGGUUUUAGUCGUAUUAAUAAGAAUCACAAGCAAAGAAUAGCCGUGGCCACAUUUUUCCCUGAAAAUGGAGUAAGUGAUUUUCAAAAAGCACAAAUAAUUGGCAGCCAGAAAGAAAAUGGGUGGGCAGUGGGUGUCAAGUCAGAUUUUGAUUUUUGCCAGACAGCUAUAAAAAGAAUUUUUAAAGAUUCUGACUUUACUGGCUUUCUUAUUAUGGAACAUGGAACUAUCUUAAGUUCAGCUAAUUCCAUCAACUGGGGCCGACUGCUUCCCCAAGUAGUUUAUCAUGCUUCUGCAUAUCUUGAUCUUGUUAGCCAAGGAUUUAUUUCUUUUGGAAGCCCGGUGGAUGUCUGUAUUCCCACAGGAAACUUUGGUAACAUUUUAGCAGCAGUGUACGCCAAAAUGAUGGGAAUCCCUAUUCGAAAAUUUAUUUGUGCCUCUAAUCAGAACCAUGUUCUGACUGAUUUUAUAAAAACAGGACAUUAUGAUCUGAGGGAAAGAAAAAUAACUCCUACCUUUUCACCAUCAAUAGAUAUUCUUAAAGCUUCGAACCUGGAACGACAUUUACACAUGAUGGCUAAUAAAGAUGGAGGGUUAAUGACAAAAUUAUUUAAUCAACUAGAAGAGCAGCAGCACUUCCAGAUCGACAAGAUGCUAGUCGAGAAACUUCAGCAGGAUUUUGUAGCCGACUGGUGCUCUGAGAGAGAGUGCCUUGCCGCUAUUCAUUCCACCUACAGUACUUCAGGGUAUAUUCUGGAUCCACACACUGCGGUCGCAAAAGUGGUUGCGGACAGAAUGCGAGACAAAACUUGCCCAGUGAUUGUCGCGUCUACAGCUCAUUACUCAAAGUUUGCACCUGCUAUCAUGCAGGCUUUAAAGAUUAAAGAAAUCAACCAUACUUCGUCAAGCCAGCUUUAUUUACUGAGUUCAUACAACGCAUUACCUCCACCUCAUGAAGCUUUAUUAGAAAGAAUGAAGCAGCAAGAGAAGAUGGAGUACCAGGUCUGUGCAGCUGAUGUGGACGUCCUAAAGAAUCAUGUGGAAAAACUAAUACAAAAUCAAUUCAUAUAAAAAUGUUUUGAGUAAAAUGUUUUUUUCUGGUGAUAAGCAUGCAAUAAUAAAUCACAAACAUUGAUUUGGA